AUGCGCAAUGCCGCCUUUGAGGAGUACUACAAGGCCCAGGAUAUCGUACCCGUGGGCGAGUGGGAGGCCUUUCUGUCCACUCUCCGCUGCCCGCUGCCAGUCACCUUCCGCAUCAAUGGCUCGGGCAAGUUCGCCGACCACCUGAGAGACAAGCUGAAACAGGACUUCUUCGCCAAACUGUGCAGCGGAGAGCUCCUGGUGAGUGGCGGCCCCCCGGCCAGUCUACCCUGGUACCCCAACGGCUACGCCUGGCAGCUGGAGUUCAGUCGCAGCCAGCUGAGGAAGAUGCCGCUGCUGAGGGACAUCCACGACUUUGUCAAGCACGCUAACGACGCGGGCAGCAUCAGUCGGCAGGAGGCGGUGUCCAUGGUGCCGCCGCUGUUCCUGGAUGUGCAGCCACAUCACCGGGUUCUGGACAUGUGCGCAGCCCCCGGCAGCAAGACCUUCCAGCUGCUGGAGGCCAUCCACGCCAACAGCCGACCCGGCCAGACGCCCCCCGGCUUCGUGGUCGCCAACGACGCCGACUUCAUGCGCUGUAACCUCCUCACCCAUCAGACGAAGCGCGUGUGCAGCCCCUGCCUGCUCGUCACCAACCACGACGCGUCCAGAUUCCCUGUGUUUCUGGCGGGGGCGCCGACGGCGGCGGCACAGGCAUCGGCGGCGGGGGGGGCAUCGGCGCCGCCUCCUCGACCGCCGCGCUACACGGUUCGUUUUGACCGCAUCCUCGCGGAUGUUCCUUGCUCUGGUGACGGCACUUUGCGUAAGAGUCCGGAUAUCUGGCGCAAGUGGAAUGUGGGUGGCGGGAAUAGCCUGCAUUCCGUUCAGUUGAGGAUUGCGAUGCAUGGAGCCAAACUGCUGGAGGUUGGUGGCCGGAUGGUGUACAGCACGUGUACAUUCAACCCCGUGGAAGACGAGGCCGUGGUUUCGGAGCUGCUGUUGCGUUGCGGCGGCGCACUAGAGCUCCUGGAUGUGAGCGACUGCAUGCCUCAGCUGCGGCGCAUGGCGGGGAAACACACGUGGCAGGUCCGAGACCGUUACAGGUUUUACAGCAGCUGGGACGAGGCCCGGGAGACUGGAUACAAGCUGGAGGAGUCCAUGUUCUCUAACCCAGCCAAGGCGGCACUCCCCCUGGAGCGAUGCAUGCGCUUCCUUCCGCACCACGGCGAUACAGGCGGGUUUUUCGUUGCCGUACUUCGCAAGGUCUCGGAGCUG
Molecule: messenger RNA, 1212 nt
Organism: Volvox carteri f. nagariensis
Lineage: Eukaryota; Viridiplantae; Chlorophyta; Chlorophyceae; Chlamydomonadales; Volvocaceae
Product: tRNA-methyltransferase
Exons: 5
Biological process (GO): RNA methylation
Molecular function (GO): RNA binding; tRNA (cytidine-N5)-methyltransferase activity
Source: RefSeq, a predicted model, not a curated record